Gastrolobium bilobum is the source of this 1982-nucleotide messenger RNA. RefSeq names its product riboflavin biosynthesis protein PYRR, chloroplastic. The transcript is spliced from 9 exons. Lineage: Eukaryota; Viridiplantae; Streptophyta; Magnoliopsida; Fabales; Fabaceae. Bases 86 to 1885 code for a protein of 599 amino acids. Gene Ontology annotation, molecular function: NADP binding; diaminohydroxyphosphoribosylaminopyrimidine deaminase activity; 5-amino-6-(5-phosphoribosylamino)uracil reductase activity. Gene Ontology annotation, biological process: riboflavin biosynthetic process. The record is from RefSeq and is a predicted model, not a curated record.
AGAUCCAACACAAGUGUACUAUAAUACCAUCACUUAGUUACUUACGAAGAAAACGGGAAGCGAAGAAACGCAAAUUUGAGUGUUGAUGAUGGCGUUGUGUUUCAAUCUCAGUGUCAACCCUUCUUCUUUUAUCUGCAAAUGCAAAGCGUCCAUGGACACUCCCCACAACGCACCCCACGCGCUCGAUGCCGCUUACAUCCGACGCGCCGCCGACCUUGCCGACAAAUCCGCCGGUUUCACUUCCCCCCACCCCAACUUCGGCUGCGUCAUCGCCACCCCCACCGGCGAUGUCGCCGGCGAGGGCUACCUGUACGCGCAGGGCACUACCCCCGCCGAGGUGCAGGCCGUGGAGGUCGCCGGCGAACGCUGCCGCGGCGCCACCGCUUACCUGAACAUGGAACCCGGGGACUGUGAUGGUGACUACGCUGCUGUGUCUGCUCUGCUUCAGGGAGGGGUCAAAAGGGUUGUUGUUGGAAUGAGGCAUCCCUUGCAACAUCUUCGUGGUAAUGCUGUGCGUGCACUCAGAAGUCAAGGACUGGAUGUUGAUCUUCUUGGAGAGGAUCUCACUGGUAAACUUAUAGAGGAUGCCCAGAAAGCAUGUCGUCUUGUCAAUGCCCCUUUGAUUUGUAGAGCUGCUUCACAUGUUCCCUUUUCUGUUCUCAAGUAUGCUAUGACCCUUGAUGGAAAAAUUGCUGCUAGCACUGGCCAUGCAUCAUGGAUAAGUAGCAAGCAAUCUAGAAAUCUAGUUUUUGAGCUACGAGGUAGAAGUGACGCUGUUAUUGUGGGAGGAAAUACAGUUCGAAGGGACAAUCCAAGACUGACGGCCAGACAUGGAGGUGGGCAUAUGCCAAUUCGCAUUGUAAUGUCCCAGACUCUCAAUCUUCCGGAGGAAGCAAACCUAUGGGACAUGUCUGAGGUUUCUACCAUAGUUGUAACACAGAGGGGUGCAAGGAGGAGUUUCCAGAAGCUGCUUGCAUCUAAAGGAGUUGAAGUUGUGGAGUUUGACAUAUUAAAUCCCCGAGAUGUUAUGGAAUAUUUCCAUGAUCGUGGGUAUCUUUCAAUUUUAUGGGAAUGCGGAGGAGCGUUGGCUGCAUCUGCUAUUUCAUCUGGAGUAAUUCACAAGGUUUUUGCAUUUGUUGCUCCUAAAAUUAUUGGCGGAAAGAAUGCACCAUCUCCUGUGGGUGAUCUUGGGAUGGUUGAGAUGUCACAGGCUUUAAAUCUAAUUGAUGUUUGCUAUGAGCAGAUUGGGCCUGACAUGCUUAUUAGUGGAUUUCUUCAGCCCUUACCAGACACGGUACCUAUAAUACCAUCACUUGAUGAAACUUUUGUUGUUGAUCCUACUGUCUCACCAUAUGAGUCAAGCAUCAUAUUUUUCUAUAAAACAUGGGAUCCUUAUGGUGCUUUGGCAAAUUUCUCUCCUCAUCCCAUUCAAAUGCCUGAUGAAAAUGGGGAUUACGUGACUUGGUUGAGUUUGGAGCAUUACUACCAGGCACAGAAGUUUGUUGGGGUUGAUGAUGCCUUUGCACAAAAUUGUAUUGAAAGGAUUAAAUCUGCAAACAGUCCGGAAGAAGCUGCAAGAAUAGGAAGGUUAAUGCAAAGGCAGCGACCUGAUGUGAUAAGGUCUGACUGGGACAACAUAAAGAUCGAUGUCAUGUACAGGGCACUGAAAUGCAAGUUCUCAAUGUACCCACAUUUGAAUUCUAUGCUGCUUUCAACUGCUGGUUCUGUUCUUGUUGAGGCUUCACCACAUGAUCUGUUUUGGGGUGGAGGACGGGAGGGAGAAGGCUUAAACUAUCUUGGUCGACUCUUGAUGAAAUUGAGAUCAGAGUUUCUUGGGGAAUCAUCAUCAUCAUCAACAACUGAGACCCCUACUUCAACUGUAUAGUAUUUUUUAAAACUGUUUGUUGUAGAACUACCAAAACUGUUUGUUGUGCAACAUAUAUAUAUAUAUAUAUAUAUCACUGCCUCACUGGUAAACCAUA